This is a messenger RNA of Acyrthosiphon pisum (pea aphid), 885 nucleotides long. Its product is annotated as inhibitor of growth protein 5-like. Bases 1 to 885 code for a protein of 294 amino acids. Gene Ontology annotation, cellular component: nucleus. The record is from RefSeq and is a predicted model, not a curated record. The transcript has 3 exons. Lineage: Eukaryota; Metazoa; Arthropoda; Insecta; Hemiptera; Aphididae. Gene Ontology annotation, biological process: positive regulation of DNA-templated transcription.
AUGAGAUUGCCAUGUAAACAUAUAUUUCACACUAGACAACUUCAGAACAAACCAUUAUAUGACCUAAGUUUAUGUGAUACAAGAUGGACCAGAGAUUAUUACUAUAAAAAUCAAAGAGUGUUUAAAAAUGUUGAGAUUGUUCCCACUGAUAGCGAUACUACAGUUACAAUAUUGCACAGAAAGAAAAAAAAAGUCCCAUCUACUCAUGAAAAGUUCCGAAAAGCAUCAAUGAUAGGAGCAAAGAUCGCCGAACUCAUUUCUCAAACAUCAAAUGUCCAUUUCCAUAGAAAAAUACAACAGCUUGAGUUUAUUUAUAAUAAUUGGUUGAAAGGGCAUGAAAUAUCAAUUCAAGUGUUAGAUGUAGAUAGUGUAAAUACUGUGGAGAACGAUGUCAUGGGUGUUGUGGAGAAUGAUAAUAUGGAUGCUGUUGAAGACAAAACUAUAACUUUAGAGAAUGAUAUUAUGGAUGCUGUUGAAAGUGUAGAUUCAGAAAAUUGUAACAGUCAGGGUAUUGAAUCAAUAAUACUACCUCGUAAAGUCAGAACUUGUGGUCGGCCAAAAGGCGCAAUUAUGACAACAAUCGGCCUUCCUAAACGGCUUAAAACUGGAAGAGCAUUGGCUAAAAAAACAGAAACAAAAACUAAAAAUGGAGAUAGGGAUAUAGCUGUCGAUUCAGAUGAACAAACCUAUUGUCUUUGUAAUCAGAUUUCAUACGGAGAGAUGAUAUGUUGCGAUAAUGAUUUAUGUCCAGUAGAAUGGUUUCAUUUUUCUUGUGUAUUAUUAUCAACAAAACCAAAAGGUAAAUGGUUUUGCCCCAAGUGUCGCGGAAAUCGUCCUAAUAAAAUAUUGAAGCCUAAAGCGCCUAAAGUUUCUCAAGAAAAAUGA